AUGGCAGACGCACACGAGCAGCCCGAGAGCUCCACUGCCUAUUCUGAGACUAUCAGGUUCAAUAAGAGAACGCUUGAACAAAAAGUCAACACAUUUUUGGACAAAGACGAAGAGGAGUACAACUCCAGGAAGAAAGCUUUCCUCGACAUUAUCCGGGAAGAGACCCACCGUGAGGAAAAGAGGAAGAAGGAUAGGAACGAAGAGGAUAAGAUCAAAAAUGGUAGGAUCAAAAAGAAUAAGAUCGAGAGGAAUAAGAUCGAGAGGAAGAACAUCGAGGAAGAGAACAUUGAGAAAGAUAAGAUCGAGGAAGAAAAUAUCGAGAAGGAUAAGAUCGAGAACGAAAAGGCUGAGAAGGAUAAGAAUAAGGAAGAGGAGAUCGAGAAGGAGAAGAUUAGGGGGGAGAAGAUUAAGCAGGAGGAGAUUAAGCAGGAGGAGAUCGAGGAAGUUAUGAAGAAGUUUCAGGAGGAAUUUAUAAAGAAGCUCCUUCAGGAGCAAGGCCUUAACAGAAUCAGGUGGGCAAUUUUAGUCAGAGUCCCCUGGCUAAAGGAUAAUGGCUUGCCGACGGAGGAUAUUCUUUCAACGGUGGUUGAAAGCUUGCGCAGGGACGGUAUGAGUGAAGAGUUUAUUGACUCGGUGUCUAAUGAUAUACUGGCUAUUUCGGCUCAGAUGGAGACUGGCAAUGGUCAGACUCGGGAUGCUUAA
This is a messenger RNA of Trichoderma breve, 702 nucleotides long. RefSeq lists its product as uncharacterized. NCBI's taxonomy places the organism in Eukaryota, Fungi, Ascomycota, Sordariomycetes, Hypocreales, Hypocreaceae. The transcript is spliced from 2 exons. Bases 1 to 702 code for a protein of 233 amino acids. The record is from RefSeq and is a predicted model, not a curated record.